This is a messenger RNA of Opisthorchis viverrini, 186 nucleotides long. RefSeq lists its product as hypothetical. The coding region runs from base 1 to 186 and encodes 61 amino acids. The transcript has a single exon. The record is from RefSeq and is a predicted model, not a curated record. Lineage: Eukaryota; Metazoa; Platyhelminthes; Trematoda; Opisthorchiida; Opisthorchiidae.
AUGGAAUUCAAGAAGAGCGAAGUGAUUGCCGCGUGUAUCACCAGGGGUGAAAUUCGACAAGAUUUGGAGGACUCAAACCUAGUCACAUAUACGAUAGCAUACGAUGAGUACCAUGAGGACUUAGUAAAAAAAGGCCAGAUAGGCUAUCUGUCCUCCAAAACUGUGCUCACAACCCCUGCGACUUGA